AAGGAUUAAUCUGAUAUUUUAGAACAACUUUCAUAUAGAAAGUUUUCGCACGAAACACACCGUUUAGCAGUUUGAAAAGCGUGCAACCUUAAUCUAAAAUUUAAUCCACCCUUUUCAUGACUAACGAACGGGACCGCUUCAUUUUACUUGUUUGGGAGAGUUCCCUAACUCCCAUUACCAAACACAGCAUAAGAGAAUACAAUCGGCAAGAUAGGAAAAACGAUUUACUCUCAUUUAAAUUACUUGUCUUUCUAACUUUACCUUGAAUCAAACAUCUCUACUUUCUACCAUCGUUUUUUAAAAAUUUGUGUAAACGAAGCCGAACUUCAUCCACCAAUUAUGCCAAGCGAUUGGGAUCCUCUUCAGUCACUGCCCACUACACCGUGCCUUUGUCAUUGAUAUGUGGACCUGAUGUGUCGUCGGGCUCAUUUAUUAGUGACAAAGGCAUGGUGCAGUCGACUGAUCUCUAUCCUGAUACCAAGUGGUCCUUGUUAGUUGAAAAAUUGGAAGUAACUAGAAAAAAAAAUCUUCCAAGGCCAGUAGGCCACUGACAAAAUGACAAGAGGCGGGGACAGGAAGGAAACGCCAAAGCAGUUACCUGCAGGUGGGGACAAACCCCGCGGCUUCGAGCCACUGCCAUGUGGGCCCCACCUCCGCCUCCGCGCCUCGUCGCCUCCGCUCCCCUCCCAUCCCCUCGCUACCUCACUCUACCCGCUCUAUAAAAGGCCUUCUAGAAGGAGCUUCCCGCCUCAAGCCGCGCGGAUCGAUCGCUUCUAGAAGCUUCCGCCUCCGCCGCGGGCCAUGGACGCGCGAGGAGGCCACCACCGCGACGAGGAGGAGGAGGCGGCCGCGGCGCCGCUCCUCGCCGGCGCCGCGCCGUUGGGUUACUCGGGCCACCGCCGUAGCCACGCCGGCGACCUGCACGUCCUCUCCGCCGCGUUCCUCUUCGUCUUCUCCGCCUACUGCGCCGCGCAGAACCUCGAGAGCUCGGUCAACACCGAGGGCGACCUGGGCACGGUGUCCAUGGGGAUUCUGUACACCUCCUUCACGCUCUUCUCGGUGGCCGCGUCGCCCGUGGUCACGUGGCUCGGCUCCAAGCGCGCGCUCGUCGUCGGCACCAGCGGCUACGUCAUCUUCAUCCUCGCCAACCUCGUCCCGACAUGGUACACAAUGGUGCCAGCCUCCCUGUAUCUGGGUUUUACUGCAUCGAUCAUCUGGGUUGGGCAGGGUACAUAUCUCACGUCUGCUGCCCUCAGUCAUGCAAGAGACAAUAAUUUGCCUGAAGGCCAAACUUUGGGGAACUUCAAUGGAGAGUUCUGGGGAAUGUUUGCUAGCACACAGGUCAUUGGAAAUUUGAUCUCUCUUGCACUACUGAGAGAUGGAAAGGAUGGAGGAAGUGUCACGGGGAAAAGUCUGCUGUUUGUUGUGUUUCUUGGCUGCAUGAUUGUCGGCAUUAUAUUAAUGUGUUUACUUUCCAAAAGGGACGAGAAAGGAAAUAAUGCUCCAACACAUUCCUCAUUUGGGGCUAUGAUGAAGUAUAUUGUUGCCCCUCUCAAGGACCGAAGGAUGAUUCUUAUCAUCCCUCUUAUUGCAUAUUCAGGAUUACAACAGGCAUUUGUAUGGGCUGUUUUCACGAAAAAUAUUGUAACACCUGUGCUUGGCAUCUCUGGCGUUGGCGGAGCCAUGGCAAUAUAUGGUGCAGCCGAUGUUGUUUGUUCAUUGGUUGCUGGACGUUUGACCUCUGGGCUUCAUUCAGCUACAUCUAUCGUUUCGGUUGGAGCUAUUCUUCAGGCUGUAGUCCUGUUCUGGUUACUUCUUUUUUACAGUCCAAUGGGUGGACUGCUUGGUGCAGCAGUUCCACUGUUUAUAGGUGCCUUAUGGGGUGUUGGUGAUGGUGUCUUGAAUACACAGUUAAGUGCAUUACUUGGGCUGCUGUUCGAGGAUGUCAAGGAGGCAGCUUUUGCACAGUUGAAGGUUUGGCAAUCGGGUGCCAUCGCAGUCAUCUUCUUCCUGAGCCCAAAUAUUACGCUACAAGCCAUGCUUAUCUUGAUGGCCACUGCGCUCAUCAUCUCUUUCGGCGCAUUCUUGUUACUUACACUUGUUGUGGAGAAGCCAUCGACCGUCAGAUCGUGAGGAAAUCCGAAAUCCUUUUGUCCAACAGAAACCAAUUCCAAAGUGGGGCCAAUUUCACCACAUAUCUUGAUCAGUGUUACCAACAACCAAAGCAGCACAUACUGUAUGCACGAGCGAUACGAAACCAAAAGGAAAUGAGGUAUCUGUCAGUUGAUGUGCAACACAACACCACCCUGACUCCAUUUGUUUCAGCGAUUUUUGCUGAAUUGAAGUGAUUGCAUUCAAAAUUAGAGUGACGGCCUUGUAGCAAAAUCUGUUUUCCUCCAGUUGUUUCUGUUCCGUGGUUGUUUCUACCAAAUGUAACAUCAGUCAAAUAUAUAUGUUUAUAAUAGCUGCUCUUUUGUUCUGAAAAAGGAUGAGUGUUAUUUCGACGUGGUUUGAUGAAAAAAAGAAGAAGGUUACUCCUUCGGUCAUUAAUAUAUGAAGGGCCUCAUCUUUUUCUUA
Molecule: messenger RNA, 2577 nt
Organism: Oryza sativa Japonica Group (Japanese rice)
Lineage: Eukaryota; Viridiplantae; Streptophyta; Magnoliopsida; Poales; Poaceae
Product: UNC93-like protein 3
Biological process (GO): potassium ion homeostasis
Source: RefSeq, a predicted model, not a curated record